AUGGCCUUCAGUGAUUUGUGUCAAAUAAGUAACGCGUUUAAAGCCGUUGAAAAUGAUUCUGAUCAGUCCGAUCGCUUUAUGGAGGAAAACUCGAUGGUUCAGGAGCUCAUCACGAAAAUCCUCGAUGAGACUGGAUCCACUGAAAAGAAUGGCUCCGCCGCGCCGUCGGAAAAGGCGCCCGUAAGCCAACCGACCACCGCCUCCGCCGCCUCUUAUUCCAUCAGCGAACCCACCGCGCCGACGUACGCCCCGCCGGCCUUCAACGGGUUCCAGGGCGGCUCGCUGUUCGACUUCUCGCCCCGGAGCCAUGACCAGGGCACGUUCGUGUUCGGCCCGGACAGCGCGUUCGCGCCCAACGGCUUCCCCGGCUACGCGGACGGCGAGGUCAACGGCCUCCUCGGCCUCGACCCGGUGGCGGAAGUGGCCGCGGACACCGUCACGCCGGAACAGCUCAACCUGCUGCGGCUCGCCGCGCAGGAGAUCGGCGGCGCCCAGUUCGCCGCGCCCAACAACAAGUACGAGGACAAGUUCUACGCGUUCCCCGAGCAGGGCCAGCGCCAGCCGAUGCCCGAUGCGGGCGCGUUCGCGAACAACUACGGCUACGGCUACGACGGCUACGGCGCGCCUCGCUACGCCGGCUACGCGAAGGAGCCGCAAGACUCUGUGGACCUGCUGUCGUACCUGAGCCAGCUGAGCUUGUCGUUCGACCGCGCUCGCGAAGAUCAACCGCCGGCCGAGUACAAGUACGACGUGGGCGCCUACGGCGAGGAGUUCAAGGCGCCCGACGACAGGGCGAAGGCCCUCUACGGGCGCGGCUACCCGGGCAAGUUCGGCGAGUACUACUCGCCGCCCUACGAGCCGCCCGGGGACUACUUCCCCGGACAGCCGGGCUGCCAGAUGGGCUACAAGCCGAGCCCGGCCGGCUUCCCGGGCGAGUUCCAGCGACGCGACGGCUAUCAAGCGAACGGCUUGGAACAGCAGCGGUGCUACGACGGCCCCCCGAGGGACCCCAUCCGCCAGGGGCAGGACGCGGCCCGUCAGAUGGCGCUGAUGAUGCGCACCCGGCCGCCGCCAAGCCAGCUCAACGUGGACGUCUCGUUCCUGCACGAAAACGCACCGUUCAAUAUCGGGCUUGGCGCGCUACUGGGCCCUAGUCCUCCGGUCCCGCCGACAGUACUACCCUCCCCUCAAGUGGAUAUGCCGCUAACACCUUACCACGCCAUGAGGAGCCUCAGGCAGACGGCGACCGCCUCGAGCGUGCUGCACGCCCGCCUCGACGCGUGCUACGAGCAGUGGCGGCAGCUCGAGCGCGAGCGGAAGCGGACCGAGGCGCGGCUCGCGCUCGCCUAUCCGGGCCGAGCGGUCUCCUCGUCGAACUCGAUCCCGGUGCCGCGGCUGCCGCCGUGCCCGACGCGCGUCGACCGGCUCACGGUGGACAUGCUGCGGGAGCACACGAAGGUGCUUACGCUGAUGGGUAAGAUGGAGACGCUCCGCGCCAGCGUGUGCGUUGCCAACUCGAGGCGAGCCGGCCGUCACCAGCCGGCCGAGGAUCCCGCCAGGAUAACUGUUCUCCGGCGGGGGCAGGACAACGUCGCCCCCCCCUCGCCCGCCUCCGCCUCCGCCCCCUCCCCCGCUUCGGGCGGCCCCCCCGACGUCUUCGAACCCUCCACGUGGCGGGAGGACAUCGGCAACAUGUCCGAGAUCGCGCCGCACAGCGAGGUGGAGAGCGCGAUGCUGGCGUGGCGCAACGCCGUCGCCGGCGUGCAGGCGGCGCGGCGCCGCGAGCUGGCGCCGCACGGCCCGCACGCGCGCCACCCGCGCACUGACCCGAUCCUGCACCUGGCGGACGCGGUGAAGCAGCUGAGCGCGUGCGCGCGCCGCGCCCGCUGCGCGAUGUGGUGCGACCUCACGCUGACGGUGGCGCUCGCGCCACCCCACUCGCCGCCCGCGCCCUCCGCCGCGACCAGGCACGAGAGUUCUAACCAGGCGCCUUCGCAAGUAGCUUCGCCGAGACAAAGCGCCCAAGAGAAUGCAUCCAAUUCGAACUUGCAGGCGAACAAGCCGAAUGUCGGCGAAACGAAGGAGGAAAGGCCAGCCGCGAACACAUCGCCGUCAACAUCGGCUUCGACCGCACCGAGGGGCGACGCGAAGAAUGAAAACAACAACAAUGGCAACACCAACAACAACAACAACAACAGGCAAACGAACAAGCAGCCAGACAGGCCGCAGGAGAAGAGCCAACAGCGCAGGGCGCAGAACUACAGGCACAAGGUGAACCAGGGACGCAACGACUUCUACCAGAAGAACAGGUACGACAACAGGUUCCACAACCGCCACCCCUACCACUACUUGGCAACCGGGCCGAUAAAC
Molecule: messenger RNA, 2370 nt
Organism: Iphiclides podalirius (scarce swallowtail)
Lineage: Eukaryota; Metazoa; Arthropoda; Insecta; Lepidoptera; Papilionidae
Source: the annotation of a GenBank genome assembly